AUGCCUGGGGAUGACUUGAGACAAAGUUCCAUUGCGAUCCUCGAUGUUCCCCUACGUGGCCUCGAUGGAACCCUCGUUAACUACUGGGUCAUUCAAGAACCUGUUUUCCCCUUUAUCACGGCUGACGGUCGGAUUGUGGCUUCUUCAUAUGGGUGGACCACACCAACCAUGCCAGGCAGUCGACCAGCGAUGACAAGCUUGGAUUCCAGAAGUGUUUGGAAUUUUCUACCAUCUAGCGUAAGGUUAUUUAGUGUAGAACAGCAUUUCAAGCGACUGUAG
Molecule: messenger RNA, 279 nt
Organism: Colletotrichum paranaense
Lineage: Eukaryota; Fungi; Ascomycota; Sordariomycetes; Glomerellales; Glomerellaceae
Exons: 3
Coding region: 1-279 (92 amino acids)
Source: RefSeq, a predicted model, not a curated record